AUGGCUUGUGCAAAGAGACAAAAUUUGCCGUUCGCCACAAAGCUCGAAAUCAUCAAUCGGGUUAAGCGGGGUGAAAAGAAGUCCGACUUCGUCGCCGCGUACAAAAUUCCAAGGAGCACCUUGAGUACUAUCCUGAAGAACAAGGCAGACAUCAAGGCCAAGUCGGACAAAAGGCCAGGUGCCCGCGGCGCUCGACGUAGGCGCGCUGCUGUGUACGAAGUUGUUGAAGCGGCCGUUUACAAGUGGUUUGUGGACGUUCGGUCGCGAAACAUCCCGGUGUCCGGCCCUAUGAUCGAGCAGAAAGCCAAGGACCUUGCUUUUCUGCUUGGUAGGAGUGAUUUCCAAGGCGGUUCAGGCUGGCUUCAGGGGUUCAAAGAACGGCACGACAUCGUUAACAAAGCUGUUACAGGUGAAAGCAAAGCGGCGGACCUGGACAGCGUACAAAAAUGGCUCGAGGAAAACUGGCGAGAUAUCGCAGCAAGAUAUAGAGCCCAAGAUAUCUUCAAUGCGGAUGAAACCGCACUAUUUUGGCAAAUGUUGCCAAACAAGACACUUGCAUGUCGUAGCGACAAGACAAGCGGCGGUACCAAGGCGUCAAGGCAUCCACCUAGCCGUCAAGGCAUCCACCUAGCCGGCGAAGACAAUCACGGGAUCCUGGUGACCAUUAAACCACCACCGAGGCUAUUGGCUAGUUCCUGGCACGGCCUGGUUCUGGGGUUCGAGCUGAACACAGCGCCGCAAAUGACGUCGUCUAUCGGGAGCGUGAGCGAGCCGUCGGGCUAUGAGCCCGAGCUUUUACACUUCCACCACAGCUGCUUCACCGCUGGACUGUUGAAGGGCAUGAACCGCCGGUGCCUGUGUGCCACAAGUGUGCAAGCAAGCCAGCGAUAG
Rhipicephalus microplus (southern cattle tick) is the source of this 891-nucleotide messenger RNA. RefSeq names its product tigger transposable element-derived protein 6-like. NCBI's taxonomy places the organism in Eukaryota, Metazoa, Arthropoda, Arachnida, Ixodida, Ixodidae. The record is from RefSeq and is a predicted model, not a curated record.